CCCGCUCCAUGGCUUCUGGAGGUGGUGUCCCUACUGAUGAGGAGCAGGCUACCGGGCUGGAGAGGGAGAUCAUGAUAGCAGCACAGAAGGGACUGGAUCAAUUCAAUAUGCUACCUCCAAAGGCAGCUUCGGGCACCAAGGAAGAGCCUAAUCUAGUCCCAUCCAUUAGCAACAAGAGAAUAGUGGGCUGCAUCUGUGAAGAGGACAACUGCACUGUCAUCUGGUUCUGGCUGCACAAAGACGAGAGCCAGCGAUGCCCCAACUAUGGAAAACAUUACAAGCUGGUGCCCCACCAAAUGGCCCACUGAGCCCACCCCUGGUUUAACAUUUCAGAAUGUAAAAGAAAACUUCUCUCUAAUAAAGACUAGUC
Messenger RNA from Rattus norvegicus (Norway rat), 370 nucleotides. NCBI's taxonomy places the organism in Eukaryota, Metazoa, Chordata, Mammalia, Rodentia, Muridae. The record is from RefSeq and is a predicted model, not a curated record.